GGUAUCUCAGGGAAAUGAUUAAACUUUGGAUAACUUCGUCAAGCCUUUAUGACCUAGGUUUAAAGGUCAAGGUUUAUAUCUUUUUUUUUUUGUCUAUUCAAUUGUCAGGCUCUUGAAGAUAAGUGCAUCUAUUUCAAAAUAUCAAUGUGUUUGGAAAGUUUCGUGUGUCCUUUAAACUUGUGCGUCGUAAAUCUUUUGAAGAAGAGUUAAGGUUAAAGUAGAGAUGAUAUUGAAAGUAGACUUCAUAUACAGUUAAAGUAGAGAUGAUAUUUAAAGUAGACUUGAUAUACAGUAUCUCAAGCGAACAAAGAGAAUAAUGGUGACAUCCAUCUUGCACAGGGGCUUUGUAGCAUUGUCACUUCUGACUAUCACCUCGUUUGCGAUCCCACUCUGUCCACUGGCCACAGUUGGCAAGUCUUACCAGUUAGUCUGUGCUGGCACCACGCAGUCAGAGGAUAGAUUUGUCCUUUGGGAUCGAUACUUUGAAAAGAAUGGAAAUAGCGCUGAGAUUAGCCGAUGCUACUUCAACAAGCCAUGCGAUACAAAAGAUACAUCUCGAUACCAAGUAACCAAUACGCCAAACGGUUUCUCCUUUCGAAGCACGUUCGCCAUCUAUAACGUCACCGAGUCAGACAGUGAUAUGAUCAUCAACUGCAGCUCCAUGGUAGUAAGGAUUCCUCCGGUUGACCCGACUCUGGUCAUGACCUGCAGACUGCCAGUUUUCGACAUUGGGCAAGAGCCUAAUUGCGUUGCGAAACUGGCCCUUCCUGAUGUCCAAGUCACCUGCAACUUCCCAAAAGUGAACCCGAAAGUAACUUGCGAGCUAGGGUACGAUACUAACUUUCUUACCAAGAAAUCGAUCAUCGAAUACGAUGUCAAACGUUUGCCAGACUCCUCUUCAGCCUAUUACAACAUUACCUGCAAAGGUUUGCUAAAAUUUGAAAAAGUUGACCAGGCGAGCUAUUUUGUAAGGAUACUGCCCAAUUUUGAAACGGACAUUGCCAGACAAGAACUUGAGAAUCAUGCCAGAAUUCAGGAAGUCCCUCUUCUGUUGGUUCCACAGGUGGUCAUCAACAGCCCACCUUACGUAGCUCUUUGUCCGCCGACCUUGACUAACAAAGUGAAGGUCCAUUGCUCGGCUUCAACUACGACCCCAGAUCCUGUUUUUCACUUUUUUGUGGACAACCGAGAAAUUUACGCUGAAGAACCCAGCUCAGUAUUACCUGGCCCGUUAAACACUACGCUACAGAACUACACGUUUACAGUAAACGAAACAUUCCAGAAUAAAUCUCUUAAAUGCCAAGUGGAUGGCUUGAAUUUCGAUGUGGCCAAUAUUACUUUGGCUAUCCCUCCCACGAAGCCACCUGUGUUCAAAUCUCAUGAUGGGAUUUCACUCAAUUCUGUAAUCUCCAUACGAGACCAUGAAAAUAUUUCAAUCCAGUGUUUGGUCGAUGGUGGUGUCCCUACGGUUAAAAAAAUCAGCGUUAACUGCUUCGCGUUAAAGGGUGAUCAAAGCCUUGAAGCCCAUAACACAUCAAACGUCGUAUUUUUCACCAUUUCCGGAAGUGAGCAUGUUUCCGGAUCUCGCUGCCUUUGCUCGGCUCAUCAUGUCUCUGGCUGCUACAAUCUUUCGGCGUUUCUAGCUGUCGCAAGCACAGGGCUUAAUGACACCCGCACACCCUUUGAAGACAUCAAUGUCUAUACAUACAUCCUCUAUGUAGCGGCAUUUUUUAUCGGCAUCAUCCUCGUUCCCAUCAUCAUCGCGAUAUGUGUGUUUGUCAUUCGCCAUUGGAACAACCUGUACCCUAAACAUCCUCAAAACAGACCCAACCUGUCAAACCAUCAUUACAGUUACAUUGACGAUAGCCAAAUCCGGGAGACCAGGAAGGCCAAACGGCGACAGUCAAGCCAGACCGAUUCUUCUCUGAGCCUCAACUCGGAAUAUUCCCGAAGAUACCGCGACCACAUCGAGCUUCAUAAUUUACAGGAGGGCUCUGUAAGGUUGGCCGCCCCCGAAGAAUACAAUUUAGAAAACGGACACUUUAGAUAUACUGAGGCCCCGCUGCCGGUGCCGCCACCUUGCGGGCGCCCAGCUCGAAACGAGCGUCGAUCAACGCCGAGCGAAUCAGAUUCAGCGUAUGAAAGGCACAUCCAAGCCCAGCCUUCUCGGCAUAAGCGCCCCUCUGUCGACGAAGACAGUGACACGAGGCGAAAACGAGGUUUGAACCACGAGGACGAAAAUAAAAACUACAAUCACAGAGCUGCCCAGAAAGAGAUGCCGAGGAAUCAGGAGACUGAGGGUCAUUACAGAAACCACAAAAACUCCACGGACAGAGAUCAGAGAUACGAGGACGAGUCCGAAGACGACACGUAUGUGAGCCCCACGUCUCCGUACUCCUCAGAUGAAGAGCUCUCCAACAGUGAUCAGCAGCCAGACGAUAAGGCGUCUAGAAGAGCCCGGGAUGAGGAGGUUGCUCGUAGGCUAGAAGAGGAGCGUCUGCUGAAACUGUUAGAAAUGGGAGGGGCUUCUUACGAAGAGGAGCUCUCAGCAGAACAGUUUUUGUCUUAGCAGAUGACAGAGAAACACGAGUGUAUUCAUUUUGUUCUGUUGGAAGAACAUACGCGUGGAACAAAUAAGAUAAUUGCCUAGAACGUUUUGAAAAGCUGACAUCUUAAAAUGUGUUUACAAAUACCUGAAUAUAGGCUAACAUGGAAGGAUUAAUGGAUUGUUAAUCCAGAAGAGAGCGGUGUAUAAGCCUAUAGCUAAUUACUUGCAAACAUCAAUCUCUUAACAUUCUUUUAAAAAAAAUAAUUCUUAGUUUGCUUCUGAAACGUAAUUCUAGUUCUUGUAUAAAUUCAAGUUAUAACACUGAAAUAUAACACAAAAGUUAUAACACUGAAAUAUAACACAAAAGUUAUAACACUGAAAUAUAACACAAAAGUUAUAACACUGAAAUAUAACACAAAAGUUAUAACACUGAAAUAUAACACCGAAGCUAUAACAUUUAAGUAUUCUACAGACAGACGGAUUCUGUGACCUAUAUCUUGAAGUCUGUUCUCUAUUUCUUAAGGGAGCCCAGCCUGGAGGCCAUAAAUACAAAACAUUCUUCUUGGGUUAGGUCCCCUCAGCCUCUCGAGCUCCUAAGGAAUCGUUAUGAGCUUAGGACAUGAAGAGCCCUAGAACAACGCAACUCUUGCCUGCAUAACUUGGUCUUAACUCAAGUGUGUGUUAUAGCUAUGUUCUUUGCUGAUUGUAUGCAUAACAUGUAAGAUAGUUUGUUUUUAAUGCUAACUGUAUGUAUUAGAGAUAAGAUGGCCUUUAUGCCCUUUGCUGAAUGUAUGUGUUGCACGUAGGAUUAGCUUUAUUCCCUUUGCUGAACGUAUGUAUUACACAUAGGAUUAGCUUUAUUCCCUUUGCUGAAUAUAUGUGAUACACAUAGGAUUAGCUUUAUUCCCUUUGUUGACUGUAUGUGUUACAGAUAGGAUGUCCUUUAUGCCCUUUAUAGACUAUGUAUUACAG
Messenger RNA from Biomphalaria glabrata, 3520 nucleotides. RefSeq lists its product as uncharacterized. The transcript is spliced from 3 exons. The record is from RefSeq and is a predicted model, not a curated record. Bases 317 to 2569 code for a protein of 750 amino acids. NCBI's taxonomy places the organism in Eukaryota, Metazoa, Mollusca, Gastropoda, Planorbidae.